AUGAGCGCCCAGGCCCAGAACAAGAUCGCUGCCAACAGCCCCUCGAGGCAAAACCCCUCUGAGCUCGAGGUGUCCAUUGCUCAGGCUCUCUACGACCUCGAGAGCAACACUGCCGACCUCAAGGCUGCCCUCCGCCCUCUGCAGAUCGUCUCUGCCCGCGAGAUCGAGGUCGGCCACGGCAAGAAGGCUGUUGUCAUCUUUGUCCCCGUCCCUUCCCUGCAGGGAUUCCACCGCGUCCAGCAGCGUCUCACCCGUGAGCUCGAGAAGAAAUUCUCUGACCGCCACGUCCUGAUCCUCGCUUCGCGCCGCAUUCUUCCCCGCCCCAAGCGCUCCGCCCGCUCUCGCAACACCCAGAAGCAGAAGCGUCCCCGCUCCCGCACCCUGACCGCCGUCCACGACGCCAUCCUUGCCGAUCUCUGCUACCCCGUCGAGAUCGUUGGCAAGCGUGUUCGCACCAAGGAGGACGGCAGCAAGCUCCUCAAGGUCAUCCUCGACGAGAAGGAGCGCGCUGGCGUCGACUACCGCGUCGACACCUACGCCGAGGUCUACCGCCGCCUGACUGGCCGCAACGUUACCUUCGAGUUCCCCCAGACCGCUGCUGAAUACUAA
Molecule: messenger RNA, 609 nt
Organism: Beauveria bassiana ARSEF 2860
Lineage: Eukaryota; Fungi; Ascomycota; Sordariomycetes; Hypocreales; Cordycipitaceae
Product: 40S ribosomal protein S7
Exons: 3
Coding region: 1-609 (202 amino acids)
Biological process (GO): translation; rRNA processing; ribosomal small subunit biogenesis
Cellular component (GO): 90S preribosome; small-subunit processome; cytosolic small ribosomal subunit
Molecular function (GO): structural constituent of ribosome
Source: RefSeq, a predicted model, not a curated record